This is a messenger RNA of Fopius arisanus, 1106 nucleotides long. It is a transcript of the gene mRpL4, whose product is annotated as mitochondrial ribosomal protein L4. Gene Ontology annotation, molecular function: structural constituent of ribosome. Bases 32 to 1030 code for a protein of 332 amino acids. The transcript has 4 exons. Gene Ontology annotation, biological process: translation. The record is from RefSeq and is a predicted model, not a curated record. Gene Ontology annotation, cellular component: ribosome. Lineage: Eukaryota; Metazoa; Arthropoda; Insecta; Hymenoptera; Braconidae.
CAAUAAACAAUACAUUUUUUCAUGGUGAAUUAUGAAUUCUGCAUCAAGCUGCAAGCUCACAAUCGCCAGAAUCGGUGCCCUGAGAGAUUUGAAAAGGUUAUGGCCUGGAGCUAAGCGUGCACCAACUCCUCAAAAAUCAAAGAAAACAAGGAAAAUGUCGAUAUUCAUUGGAAAUCUGUUCAGAAAUAUUAAAAGAUCCUACGACCAAGUUUCAAAAGUGAGCAGUGUUGUUGAGAGUCAACUGGUGAAUAAUGUGAAUAAUGUGAAUAAUGUCAAACCUAUCAUCACCUCCCGAAAAUACUUGGAUGAGGAUUAUCUAUACAUACAGAAACGACAAGUUUGGAUCGAAAAUUUGGAUACAGUUGAGGAGAAAAAGUUAGGUCUAUCUGAAUUACAUCCAGCGAUUUUUGCAGAUAGACCACGGAUUGAUGUUUUGUAUCAAAAUAUCAGAUGGCAGAGGAUGUAUAAAUAUGUGAAUUUUGCACAUGGAAAAUCCAGAGCUGAAAUGCCAGGUGGUGGUCGCAAACCCUGGCCUCAAAAAGGUACAGGAAGAGCUAGACAAGGAAGUAUUAGAGCUCCCCACUGGAUCAAUGGAGGUCAGGCUCAUGGUCCACGAUCUCCAACCACUCACUUCUACAUGCUACCAUUUUAUGUCAGAAUUGCUGGUCUGACAAGUGCCCUGUCUAUAAAACUCGCUCAGGACGAUCUUCAUUUGGUCAAUGACUUGGAAAUUCCCACUAAUUCUCCAGAGUUUAUCGAAUCGCUUAUGGAGGAGAGAAACUGGGGACCUUCUUUACUUUUCGUUGAUGUGGAGGAUGUGAUGCCUGAGAAUAUUACAUUGGCUACCGACGAUUUGAAACACGUUAAUUUGAUGCCAGUCUAUGGUUUAAACGUCUACAGUAUGUUGAAACAUGACACUCUCGUCUUAACAGAGCGUGCAGCUCGUCAAAUAGAGGCUAAAUUACUGCACCACUUGCAUAGACCUGACAACAUUAAAUUCACCCGAGCAUUCAAAGCAGAUCAAGCCUAAGAGACAUCAUUCAAUGUAAAAAAUUAUAUCUAUAAUUAAAUGUAAAAAAUAAAAAAUAAAUGUACUAUCUAAUCAU